Messenger RNA from Phragmites australis (common reed), 1367 nucleotides. RefSeq lists its product as uncharacterized. Gene Ontology annotation, biological process: endoplasmic reticulum tubular network organization; membrane organization. The record is from RefSeq and is a predicted model, not a curated record. The transcript is spliced from 9 exons. The coding region runs from base 108 to 1172 and encodes 354 amino acids. NCBI's taxonomy places the organism in Eukaryota, Viridiplantae, Streptophyta, Magnoliopsida, Poales, Poaceae. Gene Ontology annotation, cellular component: membrane; endoplasmic reticulum.
CCCGUCUGCUGAAACUUCUGCUGCAGUCAUCCCUCUCCCGAUUCCCGAAACCGAGAACAGGCGAGCGCAUCUAAGGCCUAGGCAGAGGAUCCCGGCGUGCGACGGCGAUGGGGGAGGCGGGCGCGAGCACCGGGGCGAGCGGCGGCGGGGAAGAUCCACAGAGGCUGAAGCGGAUCGCCGUGGCGGCGUACGACUACGAGAACGACGCGCGGUGGGUGGGGUACUGGUCCAACGUCCUCGUCCCGCCCCACCUCGCCUCCCGCCCCGACGUCGUCGAUCACUUCAAGCGCAAGUUCUACCAGCGGUACAUCGAUCCUGGUUUGGUUGUUGAGCCAAUGUCCUCCAUGACUUCAACUCAGUCAACCAGACCAGCAGCAAGGUCUUCAUCUACACCAUCCUCUGAUAAUGUCAGACCUCAUGACUCAGGAUCUAGUGCGAGAUCAACUGCUGCCUCCCAACCACCACCAGCUGAGAGGAGUGGAAAUUCUUUACGGCUAGAUGGACGGACAAUACACUUCUCUAUCAAUGCCUGGAUACUGGUUGUUGCUAGUCUUGGUGUAGUUCCUAUUCUACCAAACCAUAUCUCAAGUAAAGCAUACAGGCUUUCAUUGCUAGGAACAAUCUGCUCGUCCAUGUAUUCUUUAUUCUGCACUUAUGGGAAACCAAGGGCAUGGAACAUGCCUGCAAUUCAGCCUUGGUUGCAAUCUAUAAUUGUAGCCAAGGACUUUGUUCAUUUGAUGUUCUCUCUUAUGAUGUUCACGUCUAAUGUGCACUUUAAGGUUUCUCUACUUCCUGUGCUUUGCUGGGCACUUGAUCAUGUUGCUCGAUUCCUAAGGCAUAAUUUUACACGCUCUUCUUUAUACAGGAAGUACUUGGAGGACCCUUGCCUGUGGGUAGAGACAAACAACACUACACUCAGCCUACUUUGUUCAAAUGCUGAAAUUACCCAGGGGUAUCUUAUGAUCACCUCAAGCAUUAACUUCAGACGCAACAUAAUCCAGACAUUCAUGUACUUUCAUCUAUUGAAGCUGAUGUACCAUGCUCCUGUGACAUCUGGCUACCACCAGAGCGCGUGGGCGAGAAUAGGCCGGGCGAUAAACCCAUACAUUUAUCGCUAUGCGCCAUUUCUCAAUACACCCAUUUCGGCAGUUCAAAGAUGGUGGCUGAGGUAGAAAAGCAUGGUCCCUGGGUACCCUUUCAGCAGAAGAAGACAUGUCUACACUCUACGCUGAGCUUCCCCCUCAAUUUUUUUAGAAGAUGCUCAGCACGUCGCAUGCGCAGCGCUCCAUUCUUAUGCAACAUUGUAUUCUGUUUCAUGUCUCACUGAACCACUGAAGGCAUAACAUCGUAUAAAUUUGUUUGUGCAA